Molecule: messenger RNA, 3961 nt
Organism: Chenopodium quinoa (quinoa)
Lineage: Eukaryota; Viridiplantae; Streptophyta; Magnoliopsida; Caryophyllales; Amaranthaceae
Product: serine/threonine-protein kinase BRI1-like 2
Exons: 1
Coding region: 488-3841 (1117 amino acids)
Biological process (GO): protein phosphorylation
Molecular function (GO): protein kinase activity; protein binding; ATP binding
Source: RefSeq, a predicted model, not a curated record
GAUACAUUUGUACAGCGAUACAUUUUUAUUUUAGAGCGAUUGUUAAAUACAGUAUUUUUUAGUUGUUGUACUUGUUAAUUUGUUAUACAUCUGAAUAUCUGUUAUACAUUCAAGAACUUCCUGUGCAACUUAAUUCUCUUGUUUUAGUGAAUUAUAAUACUGUAAUUAUCAAAUUUACUCACUAAAAAUCAGAUACAAAUUGUAAAAAGAAUGUUGUUGCAGAGAAAAAGAAGGCAGCUUUUUUGAAAAAGCCUUUCAAAUUCACCACCAAAAGGCUCCUUUUGCUUUGGCAUAAUAACAUAUGGAAUUGUCAUCAUAUUAACCACUCUCUCUCUCUUUCUCAUUCUCUCUCCUCCCACGCUCAAGGCCCCUCUUUCAAUCACGCCCACAACUAAACAUUAUUCUCACUUACCAUUUUUCUACUCAUAUUAAUCUUCUUCUUCACUCUACCAAAAUUCCUAAACUAAAUAUUCUUCUUCUUUCAAACAUGAAAAUACCCUCCUUAUACUUUUUCAAUUUCUCUAUUCUAUGUAUUACAUUAUCAUUUACAUUUACUUGUCGAUCAUCUCUUGCUAGUACUCCAUUAACCGACGCCGAAUCGUUGUUAGCCUUUAAGAAAUCCAUAGACAAUGAUCCUAGUAAAGUCUUUGAAACUUGGCAAAUGAGCAAGAAAACUCCUCUCUGUACUUGGCAAGGUGUUAACUGCUCAUCUGAUGGUCGAGUUUCGCAACUCGACCUCAGUUGGCGUUUCCUUGAAGGGAAUAUCACAUUUGAUGCUUUAACAUCUUUAGGCAUGUUGGUGUCUUUAGACUUGUCUGGGAAUUCUUUUGUUAUUAACUCCUCUUCCCUCCUUCAUCUUCCGCCUUCGAUCGAGCAGCUCCUGCUGUCGUCGUCUGGCCUGCGGGGAGCUCUUCCUGUCAAUUUACUCACGCUGUACCCAAAUCUAAAUACGGUCGAUCUUUCGGGUAAUAAUCUGACUGGUUUACUGUCAAAAGAUUUUCUGAGUUCAACCUCUAGCAGUAGUAGUAUUAGUAAACUGCAGGUUCUUGACCUGUCUGCUAACAGAAUUUCAGGGCCGCUUCCAUUUUUCGAGGCCAUUUCUGCUAAUUCCUGCACUAAUCUUCAGACUCUGAAUGUGUCCAUGAAUCAGUUCAGUGGAAAAAUUUCUCCCUUUUUAGGUAGUCUGCCAAGUAUACAGGUAAUCGACCUGUCUCAUAACUAUCUUGCAGAUUCAAUUCCUGCAGAAGUAUGGCAGGCCUGUGGGUCCCUUACAGAGCUGCAUAUUGCCUACAACAAUCUAUCAGGUGCUGUUCCUGCUGGUUCUCUGUCAUCCUGUAAGUGGCUUCAGAUUCUGGACCUGUCAAACAACAACCUGUCAGGGCCAUUCCCGGGACAGGCGUUGUCAGGACUGCAGUCUCUGGACACACUGGUGAUGAGCAACAACGUGAUUUCGGGUUCUUUUCCGGGGACUAUAUCGUCGUGUGCAGCGCUGAGGGUGGUGGACUUUAGCUCUAACAGGCUGUCUGGAGCGAUCCCGCCUGAUUUGUGUGCAGGAAAUUCUUCUCUGGAGGAGCUUAGGCUGCCUGAUAAUCUUAUAGCAGGCAGAAUACCGCCAGAGUUGGCUAAAUGCUCGAGUCUGAAGACGGUGGAUUUUAGCUUGAAUUAUCUGAAUGGGACUAUUCCUGGGGAGAUUAGUAAGAUGGAAAAUCUUGAACAGUUUUUUGCGUGGUAUAAUGGGUUGGAAGGCGAAAUCCCACCAGAAAUCGGGCAAUGUAGUAAGCUGAAGGAUCUUAUACUGAAUAAUAAUCGUCUAAGCGGAGAGAUUCCGAAGGAGUUGUUCAAUAUCACUAACUUGGAGUGGGUUUCUCUGACAUCAAAUCAGCUCACAGGGCAUAUCCCAAAAGAAUUUGGGCUAUUGCAGAGGCUUGCUGUUUUGCAGCUUGGAAAUAAUUUCUUUACAGGAGAAAUUCCUACAGAAUUGGCAAACUGUAGGACUUUAGUUUGGCUUGAUUUGAAUAGCAAUAAUCUCACUGGUGAAAUCCCACCUAGGCUAGGAAGACAGCCAGGAAGUCCCAAAUUAUAUGGGAUUUUAUCAGGAAACACUUUGGUGUUUGUGAGGAAUGUUGGCAAUACUUGCAAAGGUGUUGGUGGGCUGCUCGAGUUUGCGGGGAUUCGACCUGAGAGGCUGCUUCAAGUACCAUCCCUGAAGAACUGUGAUUUUACUAGAUUGUACUCGGGGGCGAUCCUGAGUUUGUUUACUCAGUAUCAAACUUUGGAGUAUCUUGAUCUUUCUUAUAACCAACUUCAUGGGAAAAUUCCUGAUGAGUUAGGGGAUAUGGUGGCAUUACAAGUGCUUGAGAUUUCCCACAAUCAGUUGUCAGGGGAAAUUCCUGCAAGUCUUGGGAAUCUGAAGAAUAUGGGUGUUUUUGAUGCAUCUUAUAACAGGCUGCAGGGUGAAAUUCCUGAUUCAUUUUCCAAUCUGUCAUUUUUGGUGCAAAUCGAUUUGUCGAAUAAUCAGUUGACAGGACAAAUUCCGCAGAGAGGGCAGCUUAGUACACUUCCAGCUACUCAGUAUGCAAAUAAUCCUGGCCUUUGUGGGGUGCCUUUGCCUGAAUGCAAGGAUGUAAAUGCAGGGAGUACGCCGGUGGAGGAUGAUACAGGAAGAGAUAAAGGGCGGUCAUCUAAAUCGUCGUUGACUAACAGCAUUGUUAUAGGAUUGUUGGUUGCGAUUGCAACUGUGUGCAUUUUGAUUGUGUCAGCUAUUGCUAUACGAGUGAAGAAGAAAGAAAAAGAGGAUGCUAAGAUGCUGCAUAGUUUACAGGCAGCACAUGCCGCGACAACAUGGAAGAUAGAAAAAGAGAGGGAACCAUUGAGCAUUAAUGUGGCUACUUUUCAGAGGCAGCUAAGAAAGCUGAAGUUCUCUCAGCUUAUUGAGGCUACUAAUGGGUUUUCAGCGGCGAGUAUGAUAGGGCAUGGAGGAUUUGGGGAGGUCUUUAAGGCGACGUUGAAGGAUGGAUCAAGUGUUGCAAUCAAGAAGUUGAUAAGGCUUAGUCAUCAAGGUGAUAGGGAGUUUAUGGCCGAGAUGGAAACUCUAGGGAAGAUCAAGCAUAAGAAUCUAGUCCCACUGUUAGGAUACUGUAAGGUAGGAGAAGAGAGACUUCUUGUGUAUGAAUUUAUGGAGUAUGGUAGUUUGGAAGACAUGCUUCAUGGGAGAGAAAGAGGUAAAGAUCGGAGGAUCCUUACAUGGGAAGAGAGGAAGAAAAUAGCGCGAGGAGCAGCUAAGGGACUUUGCUUCCUUCACCACAACUGCAUUCCACAUAUUAUACACCGCGAUAUGAAGUCUAGCAAUGUCCUGCUAGACCAUGAAAUGGAGUCUAGAGUGUCUGAUUUUGGGAUGGCAAGGCUCAUAAGUGCCCUGGAUACUCACUUGAGUGUUAGUUCAUUGGCCGGGACUCCAGGGUAUGUUCCACCCGAGUACUAUCAGAGCUUCCGGUGCACUGCAAAAGGUGAUGUCUACUCAUUUGGGGUUGUCUUGCUAGAGCUCCUAACAGGGAAGAGGCCAACCGAUAAGGAAGAUUUCGGAGACACCAACUUGGUAGGAUGGGUUAAGAUGAAAGUCAGAGAAGGCAAAGGACCUGAAGUAAUUGAUUCAGAGUUGCUGUCAGUUACAAAGAAAUCAAUUGAGGCAGAUGCAGAGGAAAUGAAGGAGAUGGUGAGAUACCUCGACAUCACGAUGAGAUGUGUCGAUGAUUUCCCUUCCAGAAGGCCUAAUAUGUUGCAGGUCGUCGCCUUGUUGAGGGAACUGGUGCCUGGUUCAUCUAGUUCCAGCAAUAGUAGCUAAUAAAAUUUAUCAGAGUUCAGCAUAAAAAUUCUUCUGUUUGUUAUGAAGAGUGUUUUUUGUAUUCAUAUACUUGUAUAAGCUUGCAAAAUUCUCUCUAAGAUUUUAUCUCCUACUGCUUGA